UAAGUUGUUGCUACCUAGCAAAGCUAUGCAUGUGUAGAGCUAGAAGUGAUAGUUGACGUCGCUAGCGCAUAGCGAGCUACCUAGCGUCCAUUCAGCUGUCUGACUGACAAAUGCUUCGUUGUGUGAACUCUGCGAUCAAGUCGCAUAGCGUUAAGGAGUGCGACUGGCGAUAGACGUAAUUAUUUAACAUAAAAUACAACUUCACAAGUAAAUGCGGUUUGGUGUCUGUUUGUGUAGCAGCCAGCUAACUUAGCUACCAUAUCUCUGUGGCUAGCAACGAUGUGACCAAAGAUGUACUCCGUGAAAUAACGUCAGGUCCAGUGUGUAAGAUUUAGGAGCAUCUAUUGGCAGAAAUGGAAUAUAAUAUUCAUAGAAUGAGCUGUUUUUAUCUACAGCCGCCGAGGGUCGCCUUCUCUGCAGGCCACCAUGUUGAGCCUUGAGCCAUGUUUCUACUGAAGCUCAGAACAAACCAGCGUAAUUUCUCCUUUGCGCUUGGAAGGGGAAGCUGAAGCAAGGGAGUUUCAAUCUGCGCACAGCUAGAUGCCACAAAAUCCUACCCACUGGACCUUUUAUUGCCUUUUUAUGUCUGAUGUAAAGGUCUUUAAAUUGCCUUGUCAUUGAAAGGCUGUAACAUUGACAGUGUGACUGUGCAGUCCUCCUUGCCGAGGAAGGAAAAGGCACCAGGGACCAUGAGUGAGAAUGGCCCUCAUACAGAGGCGCCCAUGUAUUUUGAGGUGGAGGUGGAUCCCCUGGAGCGGGACGACGAAGAAGAAGAAGACAAAAUCCACUUUGACAAAGACGAUGACCUGAUCCCUGCGUCUUCAUCGUCAUCUGGUCGGGUGUACGACCGCACCACAGUGCUCAUUGAGCGGGACCCCAUCCGGCUGGAUGAGGAAGGCGAAGAGGAGGGUCAUUGUGGCGGCUACGAAGACGGGGUCACCUUCCUAACUGAAGGGGAAGGUGAUGGAGAUGAGGAGGAGGGCUCUCUGGCCUUUAUGACAGACCCUGAUGGCAUGUCACAAGGUUAUGUGCACCACACCAUUUCUCCAGACCAGAUCCAGUUCACAAUAAAUCCAGGCUCCACCCGCAUGCCACGCAACAUAGAGGGGGCUACUCUUACCCUGCACUCUGAGUGCCCCGAGACCAAGCAGAGAGAGGUGAAGCGUUACCAGUGCAUGUUCGAAGGCUGCACACGGACAUACAGCACGGCGGGAAACCUGCGGACACACCAGAAGACACACCGGGGGGAGUACACAUUUGUGUGCAAUCAACAGGGAUGUGGAAAGGCCUUCCUCACCUCUUACAGCCUCAAGAUCCAUGUCCGGGUUCACACCAAGGAGAAGCCGUUUGAAUGUGAUGUGCAAGGCUGUGAGAAGGCCUUUAACACGUUAUACAGACUAAAGGCACACCAGAGACUUCACACAGGCAAGACAUUCAACUGUGAAUCAGAGGGAUGCACAAAGUACUUUACCACACUCAGCGACCUGAGGAAGCACAUUCGCACACACACUGGGGAGAAGCCAUUCCGGUGUGACCACGAUGGCUGUGGCAAAGCCUUUGCUGCAAGUCAUCACCUAAAAACACAUGUACGGACACACACAGGGGAGAAGCCAUUCAACUGUCCCAGUGACGGCUGUGAAAAGACUUUUAGCAGCCAGUACAGUUUGAAGAGUCACAUCCGGGGCCACGACAAAGGACAGCCCUUCACAGUCACCCUCACCCAUCCGCUCUCUGAAGAUGCAAAUCACUCGCUAUGCCUCAGUGACUUGAGCCUCAUCUCUACGGACUCUGAGCUACGAGAGAACAUCCAUAAUGCUCAAAAUUUGGAUCUCAACAAUGUCACCCCUGUGAAAAUCUUUGAGCUCAUGUUCCAGAGUCCUGAAAAUAGUGUCAGCCAAGAUGAUUCCCAUCCCAACGAGAGCCUUGCUGAAUCCUUCAACCUAGAGACCUCUACCCACCCGAUAGUGACUGAUGCCACCGCUCUCAUCUCUUUCUCUCUCAAUCAUACCUGCUCAUCUUCCUGUUCCCACACAACUGCAGUCAUGGAGGCUCCUUCACAGCUCAGUCAGAGUUCUUCCACUCAGGCCUCCACCCCUGCCACUGUCACCGCUACUGUCAGCUCCACACAGCCUCCUCCUUUCAUGCAACUAACAGGGCCUCAGCAGAUCUCUGAUGACCCUGCCCAGGCUUCUGUCCAAGCACCAAACCAUGUCACCCCCCAGCACUAUGUGGCACUGCCACCCACAUUCCUGCAACCGGAUAGUGCCGCCCAGACCACUCCUCUACCACCUCCCAUCUCUGCUCCUCCUCCUGUGGCUCCAGUACUAACCACCACAGCACCAGGUACUGCUGCUGUGUCUGUUGUUGCAGCCACCACAACAGAUGCUCUGGCAGCUGUGGCUCAACCUGUGCCUUUGGCCAACAACCCUGUCCCCAUCUCUGGACCCGGUUUGCCUACCACACCUGCCACCAUCACCAUAGCUCCUACCCAGAACCUGCUGCAGCCCAGCCUGGUCAUGUCUGACCAGAACCUCCAGUGGAUCCUCAGCAGUGCUGCCAACAGCCAGCAGAACCCAGAGCAAGCACCACAUCAAGGAGGUCCAAAAGUGGAAAAGGUUUUCUUCACUACAGCCAUACCAGUGGGAGGAAAUGCUGGCAACUCAGUCCAACAGAUCGGCCUCAGCCUGCCCGUCAUCAUCAUCAAACAGGAGGAAUCCUGCCAGUGCCAGUGUGCCUGCAGGGACUCUGCUAAAGAGAAGAGUUCAAAGAGUGCCUCCUCCAGUGUUUCAGCCCCAGCACAGCAGCAACCAUCAGAGCCCCCUCCUCCCCCACCACCACAGCCCCCAGAGCCUCCACAACAUCCAGCCGCCUCAUCUUCCUCAUGCUGCCUCCCCGAGUCUUCCUCCAAGGUGGGUGAGGUGAGGCUGGAGGCCCCCUCUUCUUCUUCCUCCUCCUCCUCCUCCUCCUCAGCUCAGACUUUCUCCACGAUAGUGAGCAGCACUGCCACCAACCCUCCCUCAUCUGACGGGUUAGCCAAUAUGGACGUCUCGGAAUUCCUCUCCCUGCAGAGCCCUGAGACAGCUGCCAACAUUGAGGCUCUGCUUCUGGUCGCUGAUGACUUUAAUAUGGCCACUGAUGGCAAUUCUUAGAAGAGCUGCCUUCUGAGUCUAGCACCAUGUGUUUGUCUGUUGCACCCACUCAUCCAAAGGCAUCAUUUCCACCCACAUCUCGAGUCAUUCUCCACAGUGGCGCCUCUUCUUUCUCCCUAUAUAGUGUGUGUAUCAAACCCCCUGUACCUGCAGUGGAUUCUGUUCUGUAUGGCAUUGCGCAAUAUAUACACGAACUAUGAAUUGUUUUUUUUUUUUGCUGGCUCAUUGCAGUAGUUGAGUUUUUAAAAACAGGAUUAGUUUGCUUAUUGAGAUUUAGCAACGUUAAUGCUAUUUAAUGCAGGGAAAAGGCAGUAGAUCCUUUGUUAUAAACUUAAUCAAACUGUAUAUAAUAACCCUCAAUAUCCACUCUGAAUUGAUCGGAUGAAACAAAUGAGUGUUGUUCAAGCACUGAUAACUUAAGAGUUCCGUUUUCCUGGCUUUAAGGUCACACACCUGCGCAGGAAAACAAAACUUGUCGGUAUAUCCUUGUACUGUACUACAGGUCCUAACAAAUGCUUAAAAGCUGGUAUGCAACUGACCAGAAUGCACUGUAUAUUAGAGGAAUUUGCUCCAAUUUUAACAAGCAUUGCUCCCAGCAAGAAUCUGAAGGGGUCGGCCACAUAGCCCCUCAUAUGGCUGUCAUACAAUACGAAGUGAUUUCCUCAGUAUUUUUGUUUCCUAGGAAGACUGUUGUAGUCCAGAAAAUGUGAUGUGAUUAUUUUCUACUUCUUUUGACAGUUAUUUACUCAUUGAAAAAAAAAGAACCUGUGACCAGAUAUGCCUGUCUUUUUAAGUGAAAUUAAGUCAUUACAUCAAUAAGUUGCCUAUAACUUAAACUAAUUUAAAAUUGUACAUCUUAAUUUAUUUUAAUGCUUGAUUCUUUCGUUAUACUGGUAAUAUUAUCUUUAAGAUAGCAGAGAAAUCUAUUAAUUUAUUCCAAUCACUUGUAUUUUUAAGUUGAGCUGUUUUUAUGUUACUGAAUUGCUUUUUUUCUUCCAUUUUUUUAUUGAGAACGUAAUGGGUAUUGCUAAAAGCAAGUUUGAGGAAAGAGGCACCUAUAGUUGACUGCACAGUGAAGCAAAUUAUCCUCAAGGAUCUGCUUGUUUGCAAAAAUUGUCCACAAUGAAAUAGUAAGGAACUACUGUCAACAUCCCAUGUUUUAUAGGGUUGUGACCCUCUCAGGGAUGCAUCAAGUCAUAAGUGAUCCUGGUUCCCUUAAUUUGUUACUUAGACAUAAGGUUUUCUUACCAGAUGCCCCACACUUGCAGUAGCCCUACGUUUUGCUGCACUCUUCCCUGUUUAUUGCACACUAACCUGUAAAGUGAGUAACCUGACAGCUUGUUAGCUGAACUGCAGCACCACUACAGACUUUUGUAUACAACUGCUGUAAAGUAGCAUUUAAAAAGAUGGUGUCCUGGUGACAGUGUAAAUACAGUACAUUUUAGUGUAAACAUCUUUGAGAAACUUGUAGAUUAUUCUAGAAUUUGUAUUUUUGUAUAGACUUUUGAAUUACUAACUCUCAGAGUUUGGAGCUAAUGUAUCCCUGGCAUUCUUCCCCCAGUCACAUUUAUGCAGAAGAGUUUUUGCUGUGUUUAGUUGAAUAGUUCUACUAGCAGCUGGGCUUUUGUACAGUCCCCAUAGUAACAAAAUAUAUGUAACAAAUAGGCUCCUCCUCAGAGUAUAAUUUAACAGUAUUGUUUCACAUAUGGGACACAAUGCAAUGAUGAUAGAGCGACGGCAUUAUGCCCUGUAUACUAGAGUGUAGAGCUACUUGGCCUUACAACAUAACUGUUCUAUGAGCCUCCUUGCCUUGACAGUCUCUGCUUCAGACUUGCCAUUGACAUGCCAACACAUUCAUCGUCAUUGAGUCUCAGGCAAUCGCUUCCAGCAGCAGAUCACAACAAGGCAAAAAGCAUUGAGACAGAGAAGCUUAUUGGUUUUCCUUGAAUCUGUAUUGUUUUCCCAACUGACUGUAAAAAUAUAAUCAGCUACAUAACAGAUGCAUGUGAUGUGAUUCUACAUUUUAGGUCCAGGCAGUAGGAUCAAAACCAAACUGACAUGCACAUCACUUUACCUAUCUGGGUUGUUUUUUUCCCCCCCUCUCUUUUUCCAUAAUUUCAAAAUGGAGCUUUCCCUCAAUUCACAGGUGCCAAGAAGGUAUUUAGAUAAUGUUGUGAAAGCCUCUAGUCACAUUUUUUGUCCCCUGAACCAUUCCAGAUAUGCAGUAUUAGAUAUUAAGAGUGUCUCUACUUGGCUCCAUUGGAUUGCAAAAUGGUAACAAUUUACUCACCGUUUCCGUGUUGAGACACUCAAUGAAAUUACUGCCAGGAGUCAGACUCAUACCAUAAAUAUAUAUUCAUACAUGCAUACUGUCAUUGAACACAACUAUGCAAUUUUACGUGUGGCAUUCACAAGUUUAAAUAUUGACUACAAGACAAAAAGAUUAUUUAUUCCUCCCUCCAAUAAAUUAUAUUCUGCUGAAACAUUAUAUGCAGAACUCUGAAGGCAAACGUUGCCUUUCCAAUGCAUACACGUUAAGUAUGCUCGUUGAACUCCAGUUUAUUGCAUUUCAUAUUCCACAGUGGUGUGAAUCUGGACUUUGUAGUUGUCCAUCCAUGUACUGUUCCCAUGAAUGUUGCACCACAGUUUUCCUUUUACAUGCCUUUUAAAACCAACUGGAUUUGUUUGAAGUACUUCGUGAAUGAAUGAUUCUGUUUUAAGAAUUAUUUUGGUCAAAUGUACGCAGCUUUUUCUUUUUCUUUUUUUUUGUACUUUUACACUUUAUGCAUAAACAUGUUUCAUUUGGGCCCACUCCAUCUAAGUUGUCAUCUCAGCCUUUCACAUUUGACAUCUCUCGGCUCAUCUUUACCAAUGAAAGUCAAACUUGCAGCUGCCCAUAUUUGUUUUAAUCAAUAAGCAGAGAAAAGGUUUGUUUUUUUUUUUGUUUUUUUUUAAACUUGUGGCCCAGGUUAGUCUAUCUGAAAGUUUACCAGAAAUGGUAACAUCAGUAAAUCACUGAUGGUGACAUUUGUUUGGAAGCACAUUGUUUGAUCACAAAUGUAAAGCCACAGUGUUUUUUGGAAACAGAGUUUCUGCCAUCAUUUUUCCAAUAUGGGCAAUAUUUAAAAAAAAAAAAAAAGAAAAAGAACAACAAAGGUGGUGGGGGGGGGACUAUAUGCUUCCAAAGGAAUGUCUUGACACCCAAAGAGUGAUGAAUUGUUGAGGAUUUGUAUUUUUUAAAAGAAUGUAUAAUGUGAAAAUGUUUGCUUAUGCUUGUUUCGUAUAAAGUAUUAUGAUAAAUAACUUUCUGAAUUGAGAGCAAUAUAAUACUAAUAAAACCUUAUCCUUGUCACUGAAA
This is a messenger RNA of Dicentrarchus labrax (European seabass), 6507 nucleotides long. It is a transcript of the gene mtf1, whose product is annotated as metal-regulatory transcription factor 1. The coding region runs from base 690 to 3149 and encodes 819 amino acids. Gene Ontology annotation, cellular component: transcription regulator complex; PcG protein complex. The transcript is spliced from 13 exons. Gene Ontology annotation, biological process: regulation of transcription by RNA polymerase II. Lineage: Eukaryota; Metazoa; Chordata; Actinopteri; Moronidae. Gene Ontology annotation, molecular function: RNA polymerase II cis-regulatory region sequence-specific DNA binding; DNA-binding transcription factor activity, RNA polymerase II-specific. The record is from RefSeq and is a predicted model, not a curated record.